Messenger RNA from Eruca vesicaria subsp. sativa (arugula), 315 nucleotides. NCBI's taxonomy places the organism in Eukaryota, Viridiplantae, Streptophyta, Magnoliopsida, Brassicales, Brassicaceae. The record is from the annotation of a GenBank genome assembly.
AUGGAGGCGUCUAUGGGUCAAAAGAAAACAUUGUUCGCUUGCGUUUUUUUAACGAUGGUGCUUUUUAAAGGGUUUAAUUGCGUCCAUGGACGAACCCUAAGAAACAUGAAAGUUGAUGAUGAUAAGAUGAAUGUUCGUCAUGAUGAUAGCAAGAAGAUGAUGACCAUGAGCAACGAUCUGAUAGUUUAUGAAAAGGCGGUCCAGCUAUCGCAGCCACCUCCCCCGCCACCACCGGAGGGUAAAGGUGCAGAAGAUUUCAGGCCUACAACACCCGGUCAUAGCCCUGGGAUUGGCCACAGUUUACCACACAACUAA